AAUAAGUUCAGUAAUGCCAGCGUAGGUUUAAAAAGCCAUGAUAAUGCCGUAUUUAAUGGCAGCCGUUUUUUUAAAACUCGUUACGACGUUACACAUCUAUUCUUUCAGUGGGAAUUGGUAGUUUUGUUAAACAGUUAAACGUUAUUUGUCUACCGAAAACUGUUCCACCAUAUUAGCAAUUGUGUGUUCCGUGUUAUUCACCAGAUUAAACAUAUUUGUGCGGAGGCCUUCCCUAACGACGACAUCUUUCCUGUGAUUCAGUGAACGCUACGGCUAAGCGGGCCUAAGCCUCUCAAAACAGUGAAAACUCCUCCUGAACGCACUUGUCUUUGUGAAGAUAAGUGAAAGCUGGUGCUUUGAUGCAAUCGUACCCAAGAUGAAAACUUGGACGAUCUUGUUUUUAUUUGUGUUGGCCGUCACUCAACUGGCCAAGGCGAGCGGCCUCGACAGUGACUUUGCAGAGUUUGACGAGGAGGAGUUUGUUGAUGAGCCGUCGGAGAAGAGCAAGGUGGAGUCGCAAAAGAAUACGGAUGAGGACGUCUUAGAAUCAAUAGACACGGAAGCUGAUGUGAAGCGACCAGAUGCCGGCGAGGAAGAAGACGAGACUGAAGGGGACGCAUAUAUUGAACAAGAGCAGUACGAUCCGAACGAAUUCGAGGGUUACGAAGAUGACCGAAGUUCUUUUGGACGUGCCGGUUCUUCUGGGCAGAGCCAGAAACCCCCACCAGAGCUGAAAAUCGCUGAGGUUCCGAUGGUGUUGGGAAGAAACUGGGAGCAUUAUUACGUAGAGUAUUUGUUGAUCUCCGGACUCAUGUUUUACCUAGUCUGGUAUGCAUCUGGAAAAGCAACUAAUUCAAAACUGGCGACCGCGUGGUUGGACACACAUUUUGAAUUGUUAAACCAAAAUUUCGCUCUUGUGGGAGACGAAGGCACAAACAAAGAGGUGACUCUGUCGACUUCUUCGCCAGAUGCGGGCGCGGAAGGCGAUGCGAUGGGUGAUGGAACCAAAAAACCUUCCAAAUUUAUAAAGGAGGCUGAUCAUAUUUACACUUUAUGGUGCAGUGGCAGAAUGUAUGUGGAAGGCAUGCUGGUGACAUUGAAAUUAAGGAAGCGACAAGAUCUGUUGUCGUCUGUUUGGAGAUUAUUCCGCCCCAGUAACGAUCAGAUUUGUAUUCGAUAUUAUAUGGAAAAGGAAGAAAUGGACACCUUUGUGCUAGCUGUAUCCAAGAAGGGAAGCAUUCCUAAACUUCAAAAAGACAUGACAGAGUUGGGAUUAUUUUGUCCUGAUCGGAAAGGCGGGGAUCGGUUUGGAUUACCCUCUUCCUUUACUGUGCUUUCGGAAAUUGGAGAAUCAAUUUUUGCCCUUCUUGACACCAAGGUUUUGGCUGUAAUUGAAAAGUAUGAACCGGAAAUGGAAUACAUGUUUUUUUCUGAUCAGUAUAACCCGAAAUCCGAGGACGCCCAGCAGCAGAAUCAGCAAAUAAAGAGGCCUGAGCCUAUGAAAAUCCUGCAGUUUUGUUUUAAUUUGCCAAAAAAUUUGUCCAAUCCGACGGAGGUUAUGGAGUAUAUGCAUCCUUUACUGCUUAUGACAUUCUAUCUGGUCGAAAAAGUCCAUCGUUAUCGCCUGCAGAGAGAAGCUAAACUGAAAGCUGAGAAGAACCGCCAGAAAGUCCAGGAAGAAUAUUUAAAAAGUACACACGCUCAGCGCCAAGAAGCGGCUCAGCUAAGACGGGAAGAGAAGCGACGGAUAGAAAAAGAAAAGAUACUUAGUGAGGAGGAUCCUGAAAAGCAGCGCAAGUGGGAGGAACGUGAUUAUCGACGAGAAAUGAAAAAGAAAGGUCCAAAAGUGAAAGCAAUUAAAGUAAAGGCCAUGUGAGACAACAACUUGUUUUGUUUUCAAGUUUGUUUUGCUUGUGAAUACACCAAAGUAAACCUUUUUGAUUGCUGUUCGCUAAAAAACCGCAUGCCGUCAGUCCAAACGAGAUCUGGAGUUGGCAUGCAAUUGUGACUGCAUUGUGAAAAUGCUGCUGAAGUUUCGUGUUUAAUGAACUGUUUUCUAAAUUUUCUGUACUUUUUUCUGUAUUGGGUUUUCGGCAGUUUUAAUUGUUUUAUUCCAUGCAUCAGUCUAAUUUAUUUUGAUUUACAAAUAAAUGCCUAACACCUCA
Messenger RNA from Paramacrobiotus metropolitanus, 2165 nucleotides. Its product is annotated as PAT complex subunit CCDC47-like. Lineage: Eukaryota; Metazoa; Tardigrada; Eutardigrada; Parachela; Macrobiotidae. The record is from RefSeq and is a predicted model, not a curated record. The transcript is spliced from 9 exons. Gene Ontology annotation, biological process: endoplasmic reticulum calcium ion homeostasis. Bases 377 to 1876 code for a protein of 499 amino acids. Gene Ontology annotation, molecular function: calcium ion binding. Gene Ontology annotation, cellular component: endoplasmic reticulum.